Molecule: messenger RNA, 2484 nt
Organism: Prorocentrum cordatum
Lineage: Eukaryota; Dinophyceae; Prorocentrales; Prorocentraceae
Source: the annotation of a GenBank genome assembly
CUCCUCGAGACGGAACGCGCGUCGAUGCAGCAGGGUCACGUCAAGAAGUGGGCGCGCCAAGCGAAGCGCUACGUCGACCAUAGUUUGCUCGGCUUCCGGGGGCAGCGCAAGCGCGAGGUGCCCUUCGCGGUGCCCGCCAAGCGUUCUUUGAUUCCGCCGGUGGCCAUCACUGAUGCCGCCUCUGGCGCAAACCUCAGUUCGCUUCGCGAGGCCAUGGGCUACGACAGCCUGGUUGCGAGCUUCUCCCGCGCCAAGGAGUGCGAGCUCGAGGGCGCCAUGGGCGCGCGGUCGGAGGAGGCGCACCCCCUCUCCUCCACGCACGCGCCCUCGCGGCGCCUCUCCUUCGACGCGCCUGUCCCCGCCUCGGUGGUCGACGUCAAGGUUGCCCAGCGGCUUGAGCCUAACAAGCCUGGAGUUUGCUCGACAGAGGCUCUGACCAUGCUCGCGGGGCGCGCGGCGGCCACCACGUGGCGCGCUGCUAUGGGCGAGGCGCUCCAGCAGUCCAACGAAGACCGCGCGUGGCAUCUGUUCAAUGCCGCGUUGUCCGUGCCCAUCAGGAUGCGCUUGCUGCCUGGUGGCGACGCGACCCACUUGGCCGCUCUGACAUUUUCGGAGAAGAUGUUCUCUGCGCGUGCUGCCUCUGGCGCCGAGUCCUUCUGGCGGUUCGCAGAAAAAACGCGCCGCUUGGCCCGCGUGGAACAAUGUUUCGCCAAACAGGAACCAGUGUCGAAGCUGGAGGCUGCGCUGAAGGCCUACGGCCUCCAGUUCAAAGGAAAAGCGUGCACCGCUGCAACCGCCGCGGCGCUGAAAGGUCUGCGCCCUUUCGUCCUCGACGGCGCCUGCAGUUCGGCGCUCGCACUGGCCGAGGCGUAUUUCCCAGAGCUUCGCGAGCCUACGCUUCUCAUGAGGAUCGGCUUCGCCUGCCCCACGGGGGCUGUCUCUGACGCCAAGGCCAGGGAAUUGUUCGUUUUCACCAUGAACAGUUGCCGCGUGGCCCGCUUGACGGGCGACGUCCCGAAAGGCGAGAAACUGUCCGUGAGCCAGGUCAUCGGGCGCGAUAGGAAGACGCCAGCGAUGCCCCACGCGCUCUUCAAGAAAAAGGAGCUCGUCGAGUACAUCUUCCACGAGGCGUUUCUCAUGAACAAGGAAGUGGGGAACGACAUGGCGGCAUUUACGACGCCUCUCCACAUCCUCCAGAAGUUCGCUGCCUCUGGCGCGGAUGGGCUCGUGGCUUCGCACCGCGCGUCCGACUCAGGCGGCGGCGCCGACGGAAUGGAGACACAGUUUGCGCUCCACGGGGCUGAGCAUCGGAACGCCGUGGAUGUCAAGACGGAGGCGAUGAUCGACGCCGCGCGGCCUCUGUGGUCGAGCGCUUUCGACGACGAAAUUGCCGAGCUUGCCCAGCAGGAGUUGCAGAACAGCACCACUGGGUUCGUCUGGCACACGUACCUCACCGAGACCAGCCAGGGCGCUGGUGCCAAGUAUCGCGCCUUCGUGGCCGCGUGCACGGGCGGGCCGAUCCCCGCCGACCCCGAUCUGGAUGCAAAUCUCGGCUUGUCGGGGAUGUCCGAGCUCGGGGACGAGCAAAAGGAAGAGCUCCAGAAGCUCCAGGAGCAGCUCAAGCAGCUCUGCAGAAAAACUGUGAAGUUCGUCAGUUUGCCGUCUGUCGGCGCUGCCUCUGGCGCAGAGUACGCAGUGGCGCAGAUGCAGAGCUUGUGGGAUACGCUCAGCCUCGGGCACCGCUUCGGGAGGAAGAAGAACGACGUUCGCGCGUUCAUCCUCUCAGCGGAGCUGUUCCCGCCCAGCGUCGUCAAGCAAGGCGGCAAGGCGAGGAUGAGCGAGCAGAUGGCGUGUGACGAGGCGAAGUUCAAGCGCGUCAUCGAAUUCUUCUUGCAGAAGAGGCAGAAGGAUGAUAUCCUCAUCUUCCUCGACGGCAGGAGCCGCGCGAACCGCAGGGUCAUUGAGUCCUUCGAGACGAAGUUGGAGUCAGGAGGCUCCCACGCGUACGUCGGGUGCUGGUUCGUGUACGAGCAACCGACGAAGAAGGAGGACCCGCGGUCCGCGGCCAGGGCGUCGACCUACACGAAGAACAAAGGAUACGGCCAUUUUCUCGAUGCCACUCAAGGGCCCGCCGCGGGAGACAUCGACUCGAAGGGCCACCCGUUCUCGCACAGCGAGGUGAAGCCGCUCAGCUUGUGGCAGACUCUCGUGGGGCACCACAAAGUGACCCACGUCGUGGACUUCACUCCAGGUUCUGGCGCUUUGGCUAUUGCUGCCUCUGGCACAAUGGAGUACGAAGGCAUCGCUGCCAACGAUGCGCACCGGGACUGGCUCGACUCCAUCGUGGACAGGUGCGUGAUGUACAAGGCGGGUCACGACGAGGGGUACGCGGAGCAAUUGGGCGGCGACGCCGAGUUCGUCGAGAAAGCCAGCAAGUAUUUCAGCGGAGCCAUGAUGGAUGCAAAACGUCUGUUGAUGCCAUAG